Messenger RNA from Magallana angulata, 5912 nucleotides. Its product is annotated as mitogen-activated protein kinase kinase kinase 13-A-like. The coding region runs from base 1390 to 4248 and encodes 952 amino acids. The record is from RefSeq and is a predicted model, not a curated record. The transcript is spliced from 14 exons. Gene Ontology annotation, molecular function: ATP binding; JUN kinase kinase kinase activity. Gene Ontology annotation, biological process: JNK cascade; protein autophosphorylation. NCBI's taxonomy places the organism in Eukaryota, Metazoa, Mollusca, Bivalvia, Ostreida, Ostreidae.
UAUUAUGAACUUCCCUGUUCUGUUGCAUAACCUUAUUAUGUUGAGUGACUGGCAAAAGAAUGAAUGGAAGCUUGUAAUUUUAUGUCAUUGUCCUGAAUGUACCCUAGACCAACCAGUAGGAAAUGUUUUUUUUAUGUUUUAUUGUACUAAAUGUAUGUAUACCAAAAUGGCAUCUAAAUAAUAUAUGUUACUCUCUAAAAAGCUGGAUGAUGUAAAUAAUUUUGAUCUUUCAAAAAACAAAAUUAUUUUUUUUCCAUUGAUUUAUAUGUGAUUCAAGAACUCCUCUUUUCUACCCCCAAAUUUCCCUAUGUCAAAUGAACACCUUGUAUAAUUGUUUUAAGUGACUGCAAAGGAGAAUCAAAUGAUCUUGAACCUUUGGUUUUAUUAGCAUUAGGGCACCAUUAAAAGUACUGCAGGUUGCAAUUCUCCACCGAUAUCUUGGUAGAAAUAUCUUUAUGGAUUUCAUGGCAUUAUCAAUAAUAGUUGAUGCACUUAUUGCUUUUACUGUCUUUCGGCUUCAUUUGCAUAGAGUUAAUCUCCUGUUUGCUUUAGAUUGCAGUCUUAUGUUUUACAAUCAAUACAACUGUAGAAAGGCUGUCUCAAAGCAUUUCCAAUAGUUUUGACCAUAACAGGAGAAAGGGUAGAAAAAAGCAAUCCUGGAAAUAUUUCAUCAUAUAAAAACAUCAAUACAGUCUCUAUAUGUGCUGGAGAAUUCAGCCAACUCAAUUAUCUUGGGAUUUCUUUGCAGUCUCCGGAAUAUGUUUAGCCAAGGGUAUCCAUUCUACCUCUUGGUUCAGAUCAAUAUGGCACCGAACUAAUUUGUAUCAAUGAACACGAUUGGAUGACUAUAAUGUUUGAAUUCAGAUAUUGAUUGUCAGUAGCAGGAUGGAUCUGAAACUUCCACAGUAGGCUUUCUGGCUCUAUAUAGUAUGAUGGAAUGGAGUGUGGUUUUUUUUUAAGCAGUCAAUGAAGCAAUCUGUUAAUGUUACUUGUAUUGUGUAAGGGUUAAAGAAAUAGUUCAGACAACCAGAAACUGUACAUUGAAACUCUAUUAGUUCCGAGAAAGGUUUGGAAAAUAGAGAAUUAUUUCAAUGAAUGAGGAUAGAUGUUUGACAUUUUGAUUGAGUCGGAAGUAAUCGAAGGAAUAUUGGAUUCACGGAUUGCAGACCAUCCACCUAGGAUUCAGCUGAUGGGAAUAUGUUAUGUGCUUUAGUUGCGGAUUUGUAAUAUUGCUUAACUUUGGUAUUUGGAUGUAGCUUUUACUGAGGUUAACUGAACCGAAGAAGUUUAUAUAAAAUCAAGAAUUCAGGUAUAUUGUCCCGUACCAGAAGAUAAAACACUCAUCAAAUAUGGCUGUCCGGUAUUUUAUGUUUGGGCUAAAUUGCCAAAAUGACCCUGGAACGAAAUCUACAGCCUGAGUACUCGGCAGUUAUAAUGAGUACAGCACCCCACAGAUCAUCCAACCUCGACGUACCCCAGCAUCAGCAUCAGCCGCACCGCGAUGAACCCAUCAACAGCCGAAACAGUCCGAGCACACUCAAUGUCCUCACCACCAGCUCCGAUUUUGAGUUCUCCAAUAGUAUGCUCCAGUUGGACCAUGACCUUGACCAGCUGAGUUUGACAGAGAAGUCAGAUGACUCCUCCUCCUCUAACUCCCCCACAGAGCCCCACUCUGCACCUGUCACCCCUGCCCACCGCCAGGAGAGACCACCCAUCACUGUAGGAUACCGCCGCGCCACGCAGGGGGGAUUCCUGGAAGGACUUCUGGGAUGUCUGAGGCCAGUGUGGACCAUCAUAGGGAAGGCCACCACAGCAGAGCUCAAGCAACAAGAUGACUGGGAGAUCCCUUUUGAAAAUAUCACAGACUUGCAAUGGUUGGGCAGCGGGGCCCAGGGGGCUGUUUUCCUCGGCAAACUGAAUGGGGAGGAAGUGGCCGUCAAAAAGGUCAGGGAUGUCAACGAAACGGAUAUCAAGAACCUGAGGCGACUCAACCAUCCAAAUGUCAUCACGUUCAAGGGUGUGUGUACGCAAGCUCCGUGUUAUUGCAUCAUCAUGGAGUACUGUCCCUACGGUCAGUUGUACGAAGUCUUGAGGGACGGGAAGGAGAUCCCACCUGCUUUGAUCCUGGACUGGGCCAAGCAGAUAGCCAGUGGCAUGCACUACCUUCACAGUCACAAGAUCAUUCACAGAGACCUCAAGUCACCUAAUGUUCUUGUUGCCAAAAAUGAUGUUGUAAAAAUAUCCGACUUUGGCACAAGUCGAACCUGGAAUGAAAAGUCUACAAAAAUGUCCUUUGCGGGAACUGUAGCAUGGAUGGCACCAGAGGUGAUCAGAAAUGAGCCUUGUUCCGAGAAAGUGGAUAUAUGGUCCUUUGGGGUGGUUGUGUGGGAACUUUUGUCAUCAGAAAUUCCAUACAAGGAUGUGGAUUCCUCUGCUAUUAUCUGGGGAGUAGGAAGCAACAGCUUACAUCUUCCUGUUCCCUCUACAUGUCCAGAAGGAUUCAAAUUGCUGAUGAGACAAUGCUGGGAAGCUAAAACCAGGAACAGACCUUCCUUCAAGCAAGUGCUAAUGCACUUAGAAAUAGCUACACCUGAGCUUCUUAAAUACUCGUACCAAGACUUUAUUAAUGCACAGGCUAUAUGGAAGGAUGAAAUCAGGGAACAGUUACAACUGAUUAGAUGUGAGGGAACACAUAUGCCUCAUCUUGAGGAGGAACUCAUUAAACGUAGAAGAGAGGAGCUCAGACAUGCUCAAGAUGUACGCGAGCACUACGAGAGGAAGCUCGAGCGAGCUAACAACCUGUACAUGGAGCUCACUGCAUGUAUGCUACAGUUGGAGAAGAGGGAGAGAGAACUGUUAAAGCGUGAACAGCAGCUGGCCAUGUAUUCCAAAACAAGAAAGAGUAUAGUUAGACCUGUGAUAAGAGCACAGGAGCGGAUUGAUCGACUCAGCAAGAAGAGAGCAUACAAGUCUGGCUCAGAACUCACAAGCCCAGAUAAUCCUGAGGGAAUAAUGGACAGCAGCAUGACUACAAGUUCAGAACAGGUUUUACCAUCUCCCACAAAACUACGCAUGCGUAAAAGCCGUCAUCGUCGAAGCAACAGUAAAGGCAGCCUCGGUAGCAUCUUUUCAAGUCCGGCAAAGGCAGUGGUGGAAGCAGAAGAGGAUUUGAGCGAGUACCAUCUCAGACACUGUGAUGAAAUGGAUGUCACUCCACGCGUUUUCAAAUUCAUGGGGCCUGGAACAGCCCUCAGGGAGUACAAGUCGACAGAGGAUUUACAUCUACCCAUGAGUGAUAGUGACCACACUCACCGGCCGUCUGAACUCAAACAAGUGGACGAAGUUGCCGAGAAAAGUGUAAAUGAUGUUUGUUUUGGGUGUGACGGAGUUUGUAGUGAUCACACAUGUAGCAGUAAGCGGUCCAGUCGAAUAAGUGCUGACAUUGAGAGCAACGCAGGGGAUUCCCCUUGCUCACCCUGCCCAAUGAGUCCAUCUCAAACAAUGUGCGAUAUAGAGGAAAACUGUGUAAAUGAAAACCAAUCAAAAGAGCAGACAGAUCUUGCAGUGGAAAAUGAGACAAGUUUUUCGCGGGAUAAGGACUCCAAUGAAAACAUUAGCAACUUCCCAGUCAGGAGUGGACUAACGCAUAUAGGUGGAGAUUCCCUGUGCACUAGUGACUUACACAAUGAAGAAGAUAACACUGUCAUAUAUAAUUGUGUUAAACGAACUUCUAGUGAUUCAGAAAUUCGAAGGUCGCCAAAAUUAAUGCAGCACAGACUUUCCAGUAUUGACUCUUUAGAUUCUGCCCCUGCUGUGGGAAGGGAGAGAAGAAGAGCUAGGGCACACAAGAAUUCGGAGGAUUCUUGGUCUGAAGAGGAGGGGGAAGUGAGUGAAUAUGAGCAUGCGAAUAGGAAGCGAAGGUCGUAUUGUUCCACGCUGAGCUCCGAGGGCUGUCUUUCGGAGGAUGAGAACAACACCAGCGAUCAUUCCACGUCCUUCAAUGGUGACGGACUGCUCUCUACAAACAGCUCGGAGAACCUGCAGAUGGAGCUAGCUAAUUGUGCUGUGACUUCUGACGGGCUGUCGGACAAAGAGCUGACUGUUAGGAAGAUGGCACAGCAAGUAUCCAACUCACCAGAGAGGGUCUUUAAGACAUCAGAUAGCAGUUCAGACUCGGACGAGUGCUCAGACAUUACAGUAUCAACCACGGUACACCGCGCACAGCCCUACGAAUCCCAUGCCUGGUGACAGUGUACGGAAGAUUAACUGUCAAAUUACAAUGGCAUAUAUCUUAGACUGUGUAUAAACAUAGAUUCCAUGUUGAAAUGGACCCAGUGACAAGGAAAAUUUUUUAUUUCGUUGCUAUUUAUAAGGUUGUUGAUAAUUGAAAUAUCAGUUAUAGUCCUGUUGUUGAUAUCACUGUGCAUCAUACUCAGUACAUUGUCUGCAUAUCAUUACACAUCUGUGCUUCAUAAUCACUGUGUUAAAGGUAGCUAUAUCACUUUAAAAAGUUCAUUCUGUGCAUUGAUGUGUCAUAUGGUGACAUAUUGCUUUGGAAUCCAAAAUAUAUAAUAUAUACUGCAGUGUUGCCAUGCAAUGCAGAGCUCUGUUUUAAAUAUUUGUUUGAAUUAUAGGGAUAAGUAUUUCGGCCUGAUUUUAAAUUACAGGUGUCCCAAUGUUCAAUUUUCUUUUUUCAAUUAAAACAUGAUAAUUUACAUAUUCUACAGUUCAAAGUACUUAAUGUAUUUCUGCAAGUCUGAUAGAAAUGAAGAAAUCCAAUAUUUUGUAUGAAUGGACCAUUGUCUCUUGUUAUUGCGUGUAUUCCCCCAAAGACCCCUAGUCUGAAACUAGUCCUAUAAGAUUCUUAAAUUAAUUGAUAUAGAGCAUAGAUUUUCCUAUCAAUUUUUAUCUGAAUGUCUUUAUUAGUAAUUUUUAAAAAUUACCUAAAUGAGUCAGAAUUUUAAAAAUUGUUAAAACUUAAAAACCGUUCUUACGUAUGAAGAGAGCCAUUUUAACAAGACCAUUUUCUGUCUUGUAGAAAGAUACGAGUUUGAAUUUAUCACAAACUAAAACACACAAGUUCAUGACUCAUUUUCACGGAACAGUAUUUUGAAUUGUUAUUUUGGGUACAAUUAUUUCAAUGUGUAAUAUUAUAGUUUUCGUUACACCAACCAACAAGUUCUAGCAUGGCUGUUACCCCCCAGGGACCUGUUCUUUUCAUUCAUAUUUUGCAGUGCUUCCAAUUUACUGGAUUUAUUUUGCCUUCCAUUCAAUGUAUCCAGAAACAAGUACAUGUAUAACCAACCAAGUCAUAUUUUGAUGAUUUCCAUUUUACAUUAUGAUGUUUGGGAAACACGAUUCUACCAUAGUUUACUUUUUUCGGAUUUUGUUGUACAUAUCAUAUUCAGGAUUGCAGCCUGGUUUACCUCUUGGUACAAUUUUUUUUGUAUAGAAUUUUUUAAUUUACCUUUGUUUGCCAAGUGCUCAUUUUUAUUUGACUUUUUUUUAUUCUGUUGAAACAUUCCAAUAUUUUAUUGAAAUAUUGUUGACUGUUGUAUGUUUUUAUCUUAUUGUUGAUACAAUUUUUCAGAACUUCUACAUACAUAUGACAAGCAAGUUUUGUUUUCAGAAUGUGCUUCUUUGAGUUUUGCACAUAUAAAAUUUGGCCACAUUUGGACGAGCAAUAAUUGUGCUGGAGAGCAGAUGUAAACUUUGUGGUAUAUUAAUUGAUUUUAUUGAUAGCAAAUGUGUAUAUAGAAUGCAUUUUAACAAGGCCAAUACUGCUUUAUGUCAUCUCUUAUCUGUUUAUUGCAGAUGAUCAUGAUUCAAUAGUGUUUUUUAAACACUGUCCUCUGACUAUAAAAAAAAAGUCUUUAUUGUGUUGGAAUUGUAAAUAAAAAGUCUGUGACAUA